GGUUGUGCGUCCCGUCGGCGUGUGUUACAAGGAGAUCGUACCUGCACAGUUACCAGUAAAAUGGCGAGCUGGUGUGUCCGAGCAGUGAGACAGAGCUACUCAUUAGUAGCUUCGCCUGCGCUUAUACGAGCAUCUCCACGAUUGUUAUGUACAGCCACCCAGCAGAAGAACGGCCACGGGCCGGAGGAGGAGGCUGAGAAGCCAGAGCAGAGUGCAGCAGAGAAAGUCCUGGCGGAGGAGAAGACCCAGCUGGAGGAGCAGCUCAAGGACAUGACAGAAAAGUACAAGCGGGCCUUAGCAGACACAGAGAACCUCAGGACGCGGAGUCAGAAGAUGAUAGAGGAUGCUAAAUUAUACGGGAUCCAGGGCUUCUGUAAGGACCUGCUGGAGGUGGCUGACAUCUUAGAGAAGGCCACAGAGAGCGUGCCCAAGGAGGAGGUGACGAGCCAGAACCCCCACCUGAAGAACCUGUACGACGGCCUGGUGAUGACUGAGGUCCAGAUCCAGAAGGUGUUCACCAAGCAUGGCCUGGUCAGGCUCAACCCCGACGGCCAGAAGUUCGACCCCUACGAGCAUGAGGCCCUCUUCCACGCCCCUGUGGAGGGCAAGGAGCCUGGCACCGUCGCCAUAGUAACCAAAGUGGGCUACAAGAUCCACGGUCGCACCCUCAGGCCAGCGUUGGUGGGUGUGGCCAAAGCCCCCUAGAAAUGAGGAUGAAACUGUGACACAGUGGGAUUUGUUUUGUUGCCUGGGCGAUGGACGACCUCGGGUACAGACAGGUUAAGGCACCCUGCCACCCUAUUCCCACGGACGUGUCCUCACACUACCCCUCCACCCUAAGGUGCCUCACAGAGACGGGAAUCCAGCUGAACUGAACUUUGUAUCUGGACAAUACUCAUCUGUUUUUAACAGAUACACAACACUUUGUCUGGCACAGGAGAGUCUUUACAGUAAAAUUUCAGUUUGUCAUCAGUCAUGUGAGUCAUUUCAGGCAGUUAUUGUCUCCUCCUACCGACAUACAUCUUCACUGGAAGAGAAGCAGUUGAAAUAUUUUUCACUGACUUCAAACAAAUAAACUAAUGAUCAUAAACCCCUGCAAUUUCAAGACUUUUCUUGGGUGAGAGAUGCUGUAAAAUCCAUCCAUAAACGGAGCACUGAUUCUGAACUUAUCAUUCCGGACUUUUGUUUAAAGCCCUAAUAAUCUCUAACUGGUGGUCUUUUUUUUUUUUUCUUUGUGAGUUUUCAAUUCAUUGUGUGAAUACAGCGAGGAACAGUGCUUGAGGAUCUGAAGGAAGGUUGACAUUUUACUGUGUACUGAGGUGAGCUAUCCAGAGCCUUUAUAGUAAAAUUCUUUCUGUGUUUUAGUUUAUAUGUGAUCAGGCUCCGGUGAGUCCGCCUCAGUCUCAGUAAUGUCCCUGUGCCACAGUGUGGCUCGGUAGUGUUGGACAGUGAUGUAACAACUUUAUCUGUAAACCAUUAGAAAAAUUAUCUAUAUGGACCUUUGUCCAAACUGUCACAGCAUCAGAAUAAACUGAUCAGCUUUGACCUGUUGUUUUGUUUGUCUUACACACGUCUUCAAAUAAAAUG
Toxotes jaculatrix (banded archerfish) is the source of this 1587-nucleotide messenger RNA. It is a transcript of the gene grpel1, whose product is annotated as GrpE-like 1, mitochondrial. The transcript has 4 exons. Gene Ontology annotation, biological process: protein folding; protein import into mitochondrial matrix. Lineage: Eukaryota; Metazoa; Chordata; Actinopteri; Toxotidae. Gene Ontology annotation, molecular function: adenyl-nucleotide exchange factor activity; protein homodimerization activity; protein-folding chaperone binding. Gene Ontology annotation, cellular component: PAM complex, Tim23 associated import motor. The record is from RefSeq and is a predicted model, not a curated record. The coding region runs from base 61 to 705 and encodes 214 amino acids.